Molecule: messenger RNA, 1732 nt
Organism: Nycticebus coucang (slow loris)
Lineage: Eukaryota; Metazoa; Chordata; Mammalia; Primates; Lorisidae
Gene: SLC22A13
Product: solute carrier family 22 member 13
Exons: 10
Coding region: 45-1700 (551 amino acids)
Biological process (GO): transmembrane transport
Cellular component (GO): membrane
Molecular function (GO): transmembrane transporter activity
Source: RefSeq, a predicted model, not a curated record
AGCUACCUGGUAUCCGUAGACUGAGGAGGUGGUGACCAGCAGACAUGUCUCAAUUUGCCCAUGUCCUGGCUGAAAUAGGCGACUUUGGUCGCUUCCAGAUACAGCUAACGAUCCUCCUCGGUAUCCCCAACUUCCUAUAUGUCUACUAUUUUUUUGCUCAUGUCUUCAUGGUCCUGGAUGAGCCACACCACUGCUCAGUGGCCUGGGUCAAGAACCACACUCUCAACCUGAGUGCUGCUGACCAGCUGGUACUGAGUGUGCCUCUGGAUGCUGCAGGCAGCCCUGAACCCUGCCUAAUGUUCUGGCCACCUCCUGAUGGUGCCAGCCUGGAAGACAUCCUCAACCACCGCUUCAACGAGACACAGCCUUGUGAUAAGGGCUGGGACUACCCUGAGAACCGGUCCCAAUCCUUAACAAAUGAGUUCAACCUGGUGUGCGAUCGGAAGUACCUGAAGGAGACCUCACAGUCAGUGUUCAUGGGUGGGCUCCUUGUCGGGGCCCUCAUCUUCGGGCCCCUCUGUGACUGGCUUGGCCGCAAAGCCGCCAUCCUGCUGCAGCUGCUGCUCUUAGCCAUCAUCGGCCUGGCCACAGCUUUCGUGCACACGUUUGAACUCUACAUGGCCCUGCGCUUUGCUGUGGCUAUCGCUGUCGCUGGAUUUGCCUUCAGUAGUGUCACCCUGCUUACAGAGUGGGUGGGGCCCUCAUGGAGGACCCAGGCCGUGGUCCUGACCCAAUGCGCCUUCGCCCUGGGGCAGAUGGCACUAGCAGGACUUGCCUAUGGUGUCCGCAACUGGAGGCUCUUUCAGAUCGCAGGCACGGCCCCUGUCCUACUGCUCUUCUUCUACUACUGGGCUCUGCCAGAAUCUGCCCGGUGGCUCCUGACCCGUGGGAGGAUAGAGGAGGCUAAACAAGUGAUCCAGAAGGCAGCCUUGGUCAACAAGCGGAAACUCUCUCCAGAGCUCCUGAGCCAGCUGGUUUCAGAGCAGACAGAACCCUCAGGGAAUGCCCUGGAUCUGCUCAGACACCCCCAGCUCCGGAAGGUGACCCUGGUUCUCUUCUGUGUCUGGUUUGUGAACAGUCUUGGGUACUUCGGCCUGGGCCUCAAAGUGGGAGACUUUGGUCUGGACAUCUACCUGACUCAGCUGAUUUUUGGAGCAGUGGAGGUGCCUGCCCGCUAUGCCAGCAUCUUCAUGAUGCAGAAGUGGGGCCGCAAAUGGAGCCAGCUGGGGACUCUGGUUCUGGGUGGCCUCAUGUGUAUCACCAUCAUCUUCAUCCCAGCAGGUGCACCUGUGGUGGUCACUGUGCUGGCUGUGGUGGGGAAGAUCGCCACAGCUGCCGCCUUUACCAUUGCCUACGUGUACUCUGCUGAGCUCUUCCCCACUAUCGUCCGGCAGACCGGCAUGGGGCUGGUGGGCAUCUUUUCACGGAUUGGGGGCAUCGUCACACCUUUGGUGAUCCUGCUGGAGGAGUACCAUGCAGGCCUGCCCCUGCUCAUCAUUGGCAGCUUCCCCAUUGUGGCAGGCUUGCUUUGCAUCCUGCUGCCAGAGACGCGUGGCCAGCCCCUGAAGGAUGGCAUUGAGGACCUGGAGCAGAGGCCCCACCCACGGUCCCCUAAGUCAAUGCCCCAAGAAAAGGAAACGGACCCCACAGGAAGAACCUCCUGCCCAGGGCUGGCCUUUGUGAGCAGCACAUACUUGUGACUGAGGUCUUUAAGAGCUAGACCAUCAGCAGC